This is a messenger RNA of Fomitopsis serialis, 759 nucleotides long. RefSeq lists its product as uncharacterized. The transcript has 2 exons. Bases 1 to 759 code for a protein of 252 amino acids. The record is from RefSeq and is a predicted model, not a curated record. Lineage: Eukaryota; Fungi; Basidiomycota; Agaricomycetes; Polyporales; Fomitopsidaceae.
AUGACUCGUAUACUCCGCCUUAGGUUAACCCGCAGGCACACCCCCGCUGAGAAGGCGCGCGAGAACAAGCUGCGGGAGGACAAUCUCUGCGAGAUCUCCAGCCCGCAGCUGGUCCGAUGUCGCCGCUGCAAUUCCUGGAUCAAGCUGUCCGCGAAGAGCGCAUUUGAUCCUGCGCACUGGAGCAAACAUCGUGAGCGAUGCGUACACAGAUCGGAAACCGUCGUGAAGGGGCUGCGAGAGACGAAUAGCCAGCAGGCACCGUUUUCGUCUGACGUGAAACCGUCCAAUGUUGUCAAGCGCAUGGUAGCCGCGUUGGCCACACCGCCGCUGACCCCGGAUCGCGACGGCGACGACACUUCGAGCGCGGGUAAUGCAAACUCCCCGUCUAAGGAGGACUCACCUCUCACCCAAUUCUCCGACUGUACGCAAGCUAGCCCCCCGCCGUCUCCAUCGCCCGCCCCUGCUCCGCCUCCCGCGAUCCGUGAUCCUGACCCAACAUUCGAAGAGUACCUCGCCCGCUCCCAACGCCGGCCGACACGUGACCUGGCCUCACCCCUGCUGAUGAAUUGGCAGGAAUGGAGCUGGUCGCAGUUGAAGAAGCCCGUGUGGUACCCCGAGUACGACGACUCGGACGAUGAUGAGGAUGACCGGCGCCGCCGCGUGCCAGUCUCGCACGAGCGGUGCACCAUUCAUAACAGACGCGACGGCGCCGCCGCGGGACCUAUCGGCAGGGGAUCCGCUGGCCCCGUAUGGUUGUAA